Messenger RNA from Gastrolobium bilobum, 1691 nucleotides. RefSeq names its product DUF21 domain-containing protein At4g14240-like. NCBI's taxonomy places the organism in Eukaryota, Viridiplantae, Streptophyta, Magnoliopsida, Fabales, Fabaceae. Gene Ontology annotation, cellular component: intracellular membrane-bounded organelle. The record is from RefSeq and is a predicted model, not a curated record. The coding region runs from base 71 to 1546 and encodes 491 amino acids. Gene Ontology annotation, biological process: magnesium ion homeostasis. The transcript has 13 exons.
GAGUUGCAUCCAAGACGAAGAAGAAAAUUGUAAGUAAGAAGAGGAAGAAAGAAGAACAACGCCGACGACGAUGAAUGUGGUGAAUGCGUUGAUGGUGACUCGGUUGCUGACUCGGGACCAACUCGUCGGCCAUGAAGAAAUGCCCUUCGGAUCGGUUUGGUGGUUCGUCUAUGCCGGGAUCUCAUGUUUCCUCGUCAUCUUCGCCGGAAUCAUGUCCGGUCUAACCCUAGGUCUCAUGUCUCUCGGACUCGUCGACCUCGAGAUUCUUCAGCGCAGCGGUUCUCCUACCGAGAAAAAGCAAGCAGCGGUUAUACUUCCUGUGGUUAAAAAACAGCACCAGCUUCUUGUGACUCUGCUUCUGUGUAAUGCUGCUGCCAUGGAGGCCCUUCCAAUAUACCUAGAUAAGAUGUUCAAUCAGUUUCUUGCUAUCAUUCUCUCUGUGACUUUCGUUCUGUUUGUUGGGGAGGUUAUUCCACAAGCAAUUUGUAGUAGAUAUGGUCUUGCUGUAGGUGCCAACUUCGUAUGGCUUGUGCGAGUUUUGAUGAUAAUCUGUUACCCAAUUGCUUAUCCCGUCGGAAAGGUUCUAGAUUGGCUGUUGGGACAUAAUGAGGCUUUAUUUAGGCGAGCUCAGUUAAAAGCUCUUGUCUCAAUCCAUGGCAUGGAGGCUGGGAAAGGUGGUGAGCUUACGCACGAUGAGACAACAAUUAUCAGCGGAGCUCUGGAUUUGACUGAAAAGACUGCUGAAGAGGCUAUGACUCCAAUCGAAUCAACUUUUUCUUUGGAUGUUAAUUCAAAAUUGGACUGGGAAGCAAUGGGGAAAAUUCUUGCACGUGGGCACAGCCGAGUUCCUGUCUAUUCUGGAAAUCCAAAAAACGUUAUUGGGCUUCUACUGGUCAAAAGUCUUCUCACUGUACGACCAGAAACAGAGACCCCAGUCAGUGCUGUUUCCAUCCGUAGAAUUCCACGAGUUCCAGCAGAUAUGCCUCUCUAUGAUAUACUAAAUGAGUUCCAAAAGGGCAGUAGUCAUAUGGCUGCAGUUGUUAAGGCUAAGGGAAAAGGAAAAAUGACUCCACAAACAAUUGAUGGAGAGAAACAUGAGGAAAACAAAAGGGUUGGUGGGGAUUCACAGUUGACUACUCCGUUACUACAGAAACAUGAUGAGAAGUCAGAAAAUGUUGUUGUUGACAUUGACAAACCUUCAAGGCCUCCCAGCAUUAAUAAGUUAACUGCUUUGCAACAUAGUGAUGCGACAACAAAUGGUUCCAUUUCAGAAAAUAUUGAAGAUGGUGAAGUGAUUGGGAUUAUCACUUUGGAAGAUGUAUUUGAAGAACUUCUACAAGAAGAGAUUGUGGAUGAAACAGAUGAAUAUGUUGACGUUCAUAAGAGAAUACGUGUGGCUGCAGCUGCAGCUGCUUCCUCAAUGGCACGGGCUCCAUCAAUCCGAAGGUUGACUGGCCAAAAGGGAGCAGGGGGCCAAAGUAAGCCAGCAGUAACUCCGAAGAAAUCUUCAGGGGAGGAUGUUGUGAAUACUACAAGGUUACAAUAAACUUCUGGUUAAUCUAUCUGUAAUUUUUUUAUUUUUUGAGGGCCUCAUAGUGAGGCUAUUAUUCGUACUUUUUGUAUCAACUAUAUCUAUAUACUGUUAUGCCAAAGAGAGUUGAUGUAAAUGUGAUAAAUUCCGCGUCUCAUUC